CUCGAUCGCCCCACUCGACGACCCAAAGGUUCAAGUGUAGUUGUACUCUCGUUUUGUGAAUUUUUCACUUCAUACUUCAAACUUACAAUGGCUGACGAAGACGUUGCUGCUUUGGUUGUUGACAACGGAUCUGGUAUGUGCAAAGCUGGUUUCGCUGGWGACGAUGCUCCACGAGCCGUCUUUCCUUCCAUCGUUGGGAGACCUCGUCAUCAAGGCGUUAUGGUUGGCAUGGGCCAAAAGGACUCUUACGUUGGAGACGAGGCCCAAAGCAAGAGAGGUAUCCUUACCUUGAAAUACCCCAUCGAACACGGAAUCGUYACCAACUGGGACGAUAUGGAAAAGAUUUGGCAUCACACUUUCUACAACGAACUUCGUGUUGCUCCAGAGGAACAUCCCGUUCUUCUAACCGAAGCUCCAUUGAACCCCAAGGCAAAUCGUGAAAAGAUGACUCAGAUCAUGUUCGAGACCUUCAACAGCCCUGCUAUGUAUGUAGCUAUCCAGGCCGUCUUGUCCCUGUACGCUUCUGGACGUACCACUGGUAUUGUMAUGGACUCUGGUGAUGGUGUUUCUCACACAGUACCCAUCUAUGAGGGUUAUGCUCUGCCCCACGCCAUCCUCCGUCUUGACUUGGCUGGUCGUGACUUGACUGACUACCUCAUGAAGAUCCUGACAGAGAGAGGCUACUCUUUCACCACCACUGCUGAACGUGAGAUUGUCCGUGACAUCAAGGAGAAGCUCUGCUAUGUUGCCUUGGACUUYGAGCAGGAGAUGCAGACUGCUGCUGCCAGCUCAAGCCUUGAGAAGAGCUAUGAAUUGCCUGAUGGACAGGUCAUCACCAUUGGCAAUGAGAGAUUCCGAUGCCCAGAGGCCAUGUUCCAGCCCUCAUUCCUUGGUAUGGAAUCUGCUGGUAUCCAUGAAACAACCUACAACUCCAUCAUGAAGUGUGAYGUUGAUAUCCGUAAGGACCUGUAYGCUAACACUGUCYUGUCUGGUGGCUCCACCAUGUACCCAGGUAUCGCUGACCGUAUGCAGAAGGAAAUUGCCAACCUUGCCCCACCAACCAUGAAGAUYAAGAUCAUUGCUCCACCAGAGAGAAAAUACUCUGUAUGGAUUGGAGGMUCCAUCCUUGCUUCYCUGUCCACCUUCCAACAGAUGUGGAUCUCCAAGCAAGAGUAUGACGAAUCUGGUCCAGCCAUUGUCCACAGGAAAUGCUUCUAAACUUUACUUCAAGAAAACUAGUUGUUUGUAUACCUGCAAAUGAACUGUUUAUAUUUUGGGUCGUGUGCUAAGUCAACAAAUUAAAGAUUGAUAUUUAUAUUGUACAAAAUGAAUGAAUAAGAUGAAGUAAUUUGAAAAAAAUUGGAUAUGUCAGUUGAAUAAGUUUUGAUAGCAGUAAUAAAUCCUGCCAUUUUUUUAUAA
This is a messenger RNA of Exaiptasia diaphana, 1419 nucleotides long. Its product is annotated as actin, cytoplasmic. The transcript has 3 exons. The coding region runs from base 88 to 1218 and encodes 376 amino acids. Lineage: Eukaryota; Metazoa; Cnidaria; Anthozoa; Actiniaria; Aiptasiidae. The record is from RefSeq and is a predicted model, not a curated record.